AUGUAGUGUAUGAAGAUGGAAUUUACAAUUAAACACAUAUGGAAUGGUUUACCUGUGAGCCAUGAGCCAGCAACAACUGGGCUGAAGUCAGACAAUGUGGGACUGCUAAUGGGAAUUAGUGCUCCCUUCUUUAAUGACCCUCCAGCACUACUUGGAGAGCUGGGGAAACCUUUCAGUAGCUGGGACUACGAGGUUGUAGAAGCAGUUUUCCUGAAUGACAGAACUGGGCAGUAUUUAGAAGUUGAGUGCACUAAUAUUUGUGUAACUGGCAUAAUUUUAAGAAAAUGGUGCUCUGAUUUUUUUGACAGGCAUGGACAACGCUUGGUGCUUUUUGGCAGAAGAGGAGUAUGGAAAGAAGAACUUCCUUUAGAGUUUGAGGUGACCAGAAUGAAAACCAAAGAGGGUAAAGCUCAUCUUCCUUGGGAUUAUUUUCCAUCAUUCAUUAACAAGUUCAAUGCAUUUGCAAUUCAUGGAUCAGGAGAAGAAAGAAAAUAUGAAGUGCUUUAUCCUGUACCUCAACAUGAACUACAGGAAGGACAGAAACCAGAUUUUCAUUGCCUGGAAUCUUUUGAAGAUUUGAACCUGAAAGGAAUAGUGGGAGAAGAUUGAAAGCAGCCUGAAUCAGAUAUUUGGAAAUCUCUCAGUUAA
Nestor notabilis (Kea) is the source of this 648-nucleotide messenger RNA. Its product is annotated as chromosome unknown open reading frame, human C4orf33. The record is from RefSeq and is a predicted model, not a curated record. NCBI's taxonomy places the organism in Eukaryota, Metazoa, Chordata, Aves, Psittaciformes, Psittacidae.